This is a messenger RNA of Heterostelium album PN500, 906 nucleotides long. RefSeq names its product hyaluronidase (gene veg111). The transcript has a single exon. The coding region runs from base 1 to 906 and encodes 301 amino acids. The record is from RefSeq and is a predicted model, not a curated record. Lineage: Eukaryota; Evosea; Eumycetozoa; Acytosteliales; Acytosteliaceae.
AUGACACUCUGGGGAUUCACACCGGCCUACUACUACAUGGAGACAACUCGUAGCACCUGGAAUCAAAACUUGCAAACGAUCGAUGGCAUUGCCAGCACCAUCCCAAUGAUCUUCACUGGUGAAUCCAUCACGGAAUCGACUUUUGACUCUUCGAAAUUCCCGAAUCUACAAUCGAAUCGGCCGUUGGUUGUCUGGGACAAUUGGAUUGCCGAGGACACCAACACCAGAAUUCCAUGGGGAAUGAUUGACCAACGUAUCGCCAACAACAUGUUUGCCAGUCCCUACGGUUAUAUCCUGAACUUGUGUUAUCCGCUGGAGAGAGUCAUUCAUCAUAUCUACUGUCUCGGUAAGAUAGCAAAAGUUAGUUCCGUAGCACAACCCCAACCGAAAUGCGAUGUUACACAAACCGGUAGCUAUUGGUCGACAUGGCUCAACCAAAACGGAUUCCUUCACAACAAUCAAAAUGUUAAUACAGUCGCAACAGGUCUAACUGCUGCGAUCAACGAUGAUCAGUUCUACGAAAGUAUUGCACAAUUCGAAGCUGCAAAUCCAACACUACAAGGAAUAUUUAGUACACCACCAACUCCAACAACAACAACUACUACUAAUACUACAACAUCCACAACAUCAACAUCGCCAACAUCCACUUCGACAACAGGUAAAACAACAACCACCACAAACUCACCAACAACUACAACUACAAGUACACCAACAGCUACUACAGGAACAACAACAACAACCACAAACUCAACAACUACUACUACAGGUACAACAACAACAACAACAACUGCAUCUACAACUACAACCACUGAUUCAUCAACAACAUCAGAUGUUAACGAAUCAAACAAAAUGACAUACAACAUCCUCUUAAUUUUAACAUUCUUAAUUUUGUUGAUAAUCAACUAA